CUUUGAUGCGAAGGGUAACACGCUAGAUGUUGCCUGGCAGGUAGAUUGACAGCUGGAAGGGGACCGGCGUCCAGAGGUGUGCAGGGAGCCGUCAGUAUGCCUUAUCUACUCAUCAGCACCCAGACCCGCAUGGAGAUUGGACCUACAAUGGUGGGGGAUGAAUUUUCUGAUCCACAGUUGAUGCAACAACUGGGAGCCACAAGAAGGAUAUUGCCAGGAAAUAAUUUUACAGAAUAUUUUGUUAAGGAACCUCCACGUGUGGCUUUGGACAGACUGGAAAAAAUAGGAUACCGUGUUGUGAGCAUGACAGGCGUGGGACAGACUCUCGUAUGGUGUCUUCAUAAGGAAUAAAUGCAUCAGAGUGACGCAAAUCAGAUCUGUGGCUAAUCGUAUUGCA
This is a messenger RNA of Spea bombifrons (plains spadefoot toad), 397 nucleotides long. Its product is annotated as GTP cyclohydrolase 1 feedback regulatory protein-like. The record is from RefSeq and is a predicted model, not a curated record. Lineage: Eukaryota; Metazoa; Chordata; Amphibia; Anura; Pelobatidae. The coding region runs from base 97 to 351 and encodes 84 amino acids. The transcript has 3 exons. Gene Ontology annotation, molecular function: GTP cyclohydrolase binding. Gene Ontology annotation, biological process: negative regulation of biosynthetic process. Gene Ontology annotation, cellular component: cytoplasm; nucleus.